GUAGCAUCGUUCCCGCUUCCAGUCACACUCUCUACAAGAAACAGUGCUCGAAUCGGGCUGAGGGAACGGCCUAUGAGGCAAUCUCGAAAGAUCCAAAACUCGUCUGUAUCGGCUUCACCCCACGUUUCUACAAGCAAAUUGAGAAAAAUGAAGAGAGUUUCAUCGAAAUCGAAGACUUACUCGCUCAAUUUGCCGACCCCUCACACACUGGAAUCAUGGAUAUAAAAGUGGGCACAAGAACCUUUCUUGAGUCGGAAGUGUCAAAUGCGAAGCUCCGCGCUGAUUUAGGAACACAAAAGGAAAAGUAUCACAAAACUCCGGUACAUGCAAUUCCCGCGAGCGUGAGAGCAGCUCGGCCGAGCUCGGCUUUCGGAUUGAAGCGGCAAAGAUGCCGGGUGGCUGUUUGCAGAAGAAUUUCCAAAAGUUCGCUCUUUCGACGAUAUCGAGGCAACGUUGCGAGCUUUUUCGGGCCCGAUCUGCGACGAGUGAGAAACGCGAUAUUGGGCAGAUUGAUCAAAAUGAGAGACGCCGUGGAGAACAGCGAUUUCUUUGCUACACAUGAGGUUGUCGGCAGUUCUCUCCUUUUGAUGUAUGAUCAAGAUAAAGUCGGCGUUUGGGCGAUUGAUUUCGCGAAAUCGACAAAAAUCGAGCCGGGUCGUGUGCUGACGCAUCGAAAAACGUGGACUCCCGGGAAUAACGAGGAUGGUUAUUUGAUGGGGCUUGACAAUCUUAUACAGAUCGUGGAGGAUAUACACGUCGGAAUGGGCAGAAACGAUAAAAACAUUUUGAGGGAAAUUCGUCGAAAACGAGAAAAGCUAGAA
Molecule: messenger RNA, 821 nt
Organism: Mesorhabditis belari
Lineage: Eukaryota; Metazoa; Nematoda; Chromadorea; Rhabditida; Rhabditidae
Source: the annotation of a GenBank genome assembly